Lichtheimia ornata is the source of this 1488-nucleotide messenger RNA. RefSeq lists its product as uncharacterized. NCBI's taxonomy places the organism in Eukaryota, Fungi, Mucoromycota, Mucoromycetes, Mucorales, Lichtheimiaceae. Gene Ontology annotation, molecular function: exopolyphosphatase activity; endopolyphosphatase activity. The record is from RefSeq and is a predicted model, not a curated record. Gene Ontology annotation, biological process: polyphosphate catabolic process. Bases 1 to 1488 code for a protein of 495 amino acids. The transcript has 8 exons. Gene Ontology annotation, cellular component: fungal-type vacuole.
AUGACAACACCACCACUACUACUUGUUCAUUGCUUACUGGCGGUGUUUCUUGCCCUAACUGUAACAGCGGCUUCCAAUGACUCAAAGAGUACCACCACUACCACCACCAACCACAAGCAUGGUCAUGGGGAUAAAGCACUUACAGGACGCUUCAUUCAUGUCACGGAUUUCCACUUGGACGAAGAUUACAAGGAAGGCUCAAGUGACAAAGAAUUAUGUCAUCGAGGCAAAGGAGAUGCAGGUGUCUAUGGUGCUGUUAAGACUGAUUGUGAUUCCUCCCCAGAAUUGAUCCGCAUGACAUUUGACUUCAUUCGCAACAAAAUUGGCGACGUUGAUUUCGUCAUUUACACAGGUGACUCUGCACGACAUGAUCGUGAUGAUGAUUUCCCUCGUACCAAGAAACAAGUCGUAUCGGCUCAAGAAGCCAUUGUAAAGCAUUUUACAGAUACAUUUGACACCGACAAGAUCAAAGUGCUUCCCGUAAUAGGAAACAAUGAUGUGAUUGAUCACAACCAAUGCGGCGCUAAUGAUGAUGACUUUAAAGUCAUUCAAAACAUUUGGAAGCCCUUGGGUCUCAAUACGACGGAUGACUUUGAAUACGGAGGCUACCUUGUUGAAGAUGUGGUGCCUGGCAAGAUUCGUACUAUCCACACCAACACGUUGUUGUUCUACAAGGAUAAUGAUGCAAUCAAGGAUGACUGUGACAAAAAAGGAAGCGUGGGCGCUAAUCAUAUUAAAUGGAUUAAGCAAGUCCUCGAUGAUUCUCGCAAGCAAGGCUACAGUGUUUACAUCUUAGCACACAUUCCUCCAACAAGCAAAAAGGACAAGCCAUACUACACAUCUGCAUGCACGGAAGAGUACUUUACUUUACUCGGCGAAUACGAGGAUGUCAUUGCAGCCCACUUUGCAGGCCAUUACAAUAAUGACAUUCUCAGUGCCAUGGUUAAGAAGCAUGGAAAAUACGAACAAGUCAGCGCAUUGGCCAAAAAGAAAAAGAAGAAACAAUUCAAAAAGAUGGAUCUGGAGCAUAGCAAUUUCAUUACGCCCCUCUUCAAUACGCCAUCCGUCAUUCCCACUUUCAACCCAAGUAUCCGUGUUUUCGAAUAUGACACGGAAGGCAAGGAGUAUCCUGUCGGAACAAUCCGAGACUGGUGGCAGUAUUAUCUUGAUCUCCAAGGCACCGAUAACGGAAGAUCUAAAGAUGUGGAAUAUGAGCUCGAGUAUCAAGCAUCCGAACUCUUUAACGUUGAUCAUUUUGAUGGAGCUGGUAUCCAAAAAGUGUUUGGCCGUAUGAAAGAGGAUGAAGACUUGCAUGAAGAAUACAUCGAGCAUGCCACUGUUAGUACUAGCAAGGAUAAGAAGAAGGAUAAGAAGAAGCACAAGCAUAAGGAUGAUGAUGAAGAUAAUGAUGACGACGAUGAUGAUGAGGAUGAGGAAGAUGAAGAUGAAGACGAAGAUGAAGACGAUGACGACGAAGACGAAGACUAG